Molecule: messenger RNA, 2004 nt
Organism: Dioszegia hungarica
Lineage: Eukaryota; Fungi; Basidiomycota; Tremellomycetes; Tremellales; Bulleribasidiaceae
Product: glycoside hydrolase superfamily
Exons: 17
Coding region: 1-2004 (667 amino acids)
Biological process (GO): carbohydrate metabolic process
Molecular function (GO): beta-glucosidase activity
Source: RefSeq, a predicted model, not a curated record
AUGUCGCAGAUCGACCUGAAAUCCUCACGGGCGUUAGUCCUUCCGGACGCGCCUAAAGCGUCAGACCCUCAGCGCGUGCGCAUCGGCCGGAUGGUCAUUGCUGCCCUCUGGCUGAUGUUGAUCGCAUAUCGCCUAGGGCUCGAUCACGGUCCUCAUUUCAGAAACAGCUCCGCUCUCCCGGAUGCGCAGCCUCUCGUAUUGCCCAAGAUUCACAUCAUCCCAACAGUUACAACGGGUCUCGGUUGGAUCCCUACCGGUCUUCCGACACCCCAGGCGCUUCCUUCUGUCAACCCUUUUGCCGCUGUCAGGACUGCCACUGGGCCCUUGGGAAGACCGCAAGGCAAGGCGUUUGACUGGGGAGAUUUUGGACAUGAUGUCAUGAAGCGGUUUUGGGACGAUUGGAUCGGUCAUGUCAUCCAGCCCCAGUUCGACGCUGUCCCCCUGCCUCCCCACCCAUACCCUCUUCCUUCUCCUCCGCCCCCGCUGUACCCCGAGUACUACGCCCUGCCCCCCGACCAGAUUCUGCCUGAUCUCACCUUCCCCCCGGACUUUCUCUUUGGAUGGGCGACCGCCGCUCAGCAGUACGAAGGGGCGGUGCAGACAGACGGCAGGGGUCCAUCCGUCUGGGACUGGACAUCGCGGUUUCCCGGCUACAUUGCAGACAACACUACCGCGGACAUUGCCGAUCUGGGCUACUACCUCUACAAGCAAGACCUAGCUCGCAUGGCCGCACUGGGAGGAAACGCCUACUCCUUCUCGGUCGCAUGGAGCCGGAUCUUCCCCUUUGGCAUGAAGGGUAGUCCUGUCAACGAAAAGGGAUUGAAAUACUAUGAGGAUCUCGUCGGAUACAGUCGGGAGCUAGGGAUUGAGCCCGUCAUGACCCUAUUCCACUGGGAUACCCCGCUGGCUCUCCAGGUCGAGUAUGGCGGGUUUGCGAGUCCCAGAAUUAUCGACGACUACGUCAACUACGCCGAGGUCAUGUUCCGACGCUUCAACGGCACUAUCCGCCUGUGGUACACCUUCAAUGAGCCGGGCGUGUUUUGCGUGCAGCCAGGUUUCCCCCAGAAUACUACAUUGCCGCACGGUGUCAGCGCCGCUCAGUACCCCUACGUCUGCCGCCGCCACCUCGUACUGGCGCAUGCCAAGGUGUACCAUCUCUUCAAAGAGCUGAACAUCCAAGGGGAGAUUUCCUACAAGAACGACGACUACCUGGGUAUAGCAUGGCGCAGAGGGCGCAAGGAAGACGAAGAAGCUGUCAAGCGACAUCAAGCCUACUACAUCGGCUUCUUUGCCGACCCAAUCCACUUGACCGGGGACUGGCCGGAACUGGUCAAGGCUGAACUCCCGCCGGAUCUCCUACCCCGUUUCUCGGCUGACGAGGUCGAGCUCAUCAAAGGCACCGCGGACUUUUUUGCUAUCGACGCAUAUCGCGAGGAUCUCAUAUCAGCUCCGCCCGGCGGCAUCGACGCUUGUCUCCGCAAUCGAUCACAUCCGGCAUGGCCAGAAUGUGUCAGCAAGAAGGAUUACGACUCGUCCCCCUACGGCUGGGGUAUAGGCGAAUUCGCCGAACCAAGCAUGGACUGGCUACACAACAGCUGGCAGCAUAUCCGACCCCUCCUCCAGCGCUUGAACGACAUGUAUCCCACCACAGGUGGAAUCUACCUGACCGAGUUUGGCUUUGCGGAACCCCACGAGAACGAGAAACCCUACCUCCACCAAGCCAUCCAAGACCCGGCCCGCACCCACCUGCUCUUGUCGUACCUCGGCGAGAUCCUCAAGGGCAUCGUCGAAGAUGGAAUCCCCAUCAAGGGCGUCUUUGCGUGGAGCUCGGUGGAUAACUGGGAGUGGAACACGGGGUUCAAGGCCAGGUUCGGGAACCAGUUUGUCGACUACAGUCAUCCGACGCUAAAGAGAACUUUCAAGCGCUCCGCCAUCGAAAUGAGCCAAUUCUGGAAGUCUCACCGAGCGCAGGCUGACGAGUCUGUAGCAGCAAUGAGUGAUUGA